ACAAGUUUUGUUGUUGUACUUCCGAUGUAAAUGGCCUUGAAGAAAGUUACACAAAACUGUGGUAAAACUCCACAAGACGUCGACCGCUGUCCAUUCCGCUGUUCGUGAUGCAGACAUCUCAUGCCAAUGGCGCUUUCACCAGAGACUUAUGCGAUUGCGGAUCCAAUAGUGGGACGUCCGACGACAGCAGCGAAAAGUUAUACGAACCGGACUGGGUCGAAAAAAUCUCUCCAAAAGGAGAUUUGUUCUACGUCGAACCAAGUUAUCAGCACCCCAUAAAUGUCCACUCUACAGCCACAGGCUUUGAGUGCAAUGCGUCGCAGGCAAGCAGCACAACAACGAAGAGCUCCAAGUCCGACGCAAAGCAAACACUUAAAAGUCUCAUGGGGAAGAAGAAGCAUCGAAAUAGUUUGGAACCGACGAUAACUGAUAUGCCAAAGUCUGACAAGAAAAAUGGCACGUCGCUUCACGACCUUUUGAGGAGAGCCGAAUGCCAAGAAGUCUACCUCAACGUUGACCCGAAGCGUCAUAAUUACGGUAGGCGAGCUACACUAUGCGAAGCACUCUUCGGUAUCAUACCAGGACGUCUACCAUCACAACUUGCAGCGGCCGAGAUGCUCAACGAAGGAGCUCCCAUCAUGGUUCAAGGCCUUUUGCCCGACGGAGAAGCGAUGAAGUCGGGGAUGGUCAAAAUAGGGGACGUUAUGAAAAGCAUCGACGAUUUUGACAUCAACGAGGACAACAUAACGUUUGUCCUGCGGAAUAUCACAAAGCCUCAAAGAGUUAAAGUGUCACUCUUACGGCUCGCAGAAAAUGCACUUUCUGACUCUGUUAAGUUUCCCGUUCAGCUAAGCACACAGCAGCAGAGCUCCCUCAUGAAACAACUAAUGGGUGACAGAACCACGCUGGAGGAGACGAAACAGUGUCUUCGGAAGUAUCCCCACAUCUUCUUGUACCAAGAAUUGCAUAGUGACUCUUUCAAGCAGCAGGAGCCGAAUUCUGAAGACGAGCGAGUUUACCAGUAUCCAGAGUAUGACAGCACUCUUGCUAAGCUUAGAGGGAUGUUCGUCACACUGAGUAGCGUUAUUGGAGAUACGACUGCAACAAAGCCACGUUCCAGUGCACUGGCCAUAGAAGACACCCUCGUUCACGUUUCAUAUUUUCACGACGCAAACAGCAUUGCUAUACUCGCCCUGCCAGCUACCUGUGCCUCCGCUGAGCAGAUGCAAGAACACAUCGACGAAAUUGUCACUGUGAUUAGACUUCAGUAUGGCUCACUGUCUCGCGCAUUUCGAGACCAGGAAACGUGCGAAAACGUAGACCGCCUCUUCGACCUUUUCUUUAGCGCAACACUGACGGACUGUGAAGCGCCACGGAAAGAGGUGUUUGCACAUUCCCUACCGUGCGCAGCGUGGCUCCCUCUCCCAACAAACAUACAAGCACGGACAGAUUCCGUACUCAGUGAGCUUGAGUCCGCAAACUUUGGUGACAUGAGUGAAGCUUUUUACGAGUCCCAAAGACUAUUCACAUUCGUUGGAUCCUGCUUGUUCUACAGGGGCCACCUCCUUGCGAGCCACCUUCCAAAGCAGCACUUUCUGAACGUCUUCCUCUUUUGCCGCCAUUACCAGCUUCUUCGGCUGACGAGUACGGAGUGUGUUGGCCAACUGGUCGUGUGGAGAGAGGUGUUCCUUCCCGAGCCAGAAAACUCGGAAAUGCGACACUUCUUACUCGUGACGGGUCUGAAGCACGGCCUCCUCUGUGCACUCCUCGAAGUGGGAGGUUGUUCCGCCGUUCCAGAAGCACACCCGGGCCCCGACUUGUUCUACGUGGACCAGGCUCAAAACACGUUACUUCAGCUGGAACUGAACGGAGUUCUGUCCGCGGCGGACACAUGCAUCGAAAAGCACGCACUGACCCUCGGACCACCUGCAGGGAAGGCUUCCGUUGGUAAAAGGGAAAAGACGGAGAAGUCUUUUAGCUCGACUAAUCUUUCUACGAUGGGUGCACCCUCGCCGAAGAGACGUACCAAAAAUGUCGACAGGGAGACGUGUCAAUUGCUGCGCUACUCAAGCGCGCACCUCGAUACGUUGGACAACGAUUUCUCCUUUGCAAGGAGCCACAGUAGUUGUGACAAUUUUGGCAACGGAUCGUGUAACCAACAUUGUUCCGCCUCUACGGGCUCUGAUUGCGAGUCGCGCACUAGCGGGAGCGACCUGAGGUUUGGGCGAGUAGCCUCCUGCAGCUACGACCUCAGCAGCCUUCGUCAGAGCCUCGAAGACUAUCAGAACCCGUCGACCUCACCUACACUGCCCAUUGUGCCAACGAGAGAGAACUUGAUCUUUCAUUACCUCCACGUCGACUUGGCGGAAGGAAUUUUUGUAGCUCCUGCAGAAAGCACGUCGUCUUUAGACGCUGAAAUACUUAACAAUUUCAACCGAAGCUGCCUAUCAAUUCGCAAGGUGUUAAGGGGGCCGUCAAAGACAGGAACCAAUGAAGAAACUCAGGGAAAUUUUGUAGCGGACAAAAAUUUCUCUUCCGUGAAAGAAUAUGGAGUUCUGUUCACAUGUGGUCAGGAAUUGGGUGCUAGAGGGAAAGGGAAGCAGCCGACAUCUUAUUGGGUUAUUGGACGGCUCUUCCCAGACAAACAUCAGCCAAGAGAAGUGUACGUGUGCAUUCACGAAAACGCAUCACCCAGUGCCCUCGAGACAGCCUUCAAGCUUUCAUUCGGUCGCCAGCUUUGAAGUUGGUUAGUGAGCCUGUAACCGUAAAGUGCUUUAAGAAAGGCAGCUAGUACUCCAUAUUACUAUUUUCCUCCAAACACGCACAUACAAAUCUUUACUAGUGCCCCCAAAUUGUCUUAGACCUUACGUGCAAGUCUUAGAUUUAUGGACGGACGGACAGAUCAAAGUUGUAGCAAACAUACGCCAUGUUUCUGUAUUGUGAGAGAACACUUAAAACUAGAGCUGUGCGAAUAGCAAAAUUUCCAUUGUGAAUCGAAUCCAAAUAAUUUCUUCAGGAGGCAAAUCAAAUUCGAAUAAUCAGAAAAGACCCAAUUUGAAUAAUUUGGAAUACCUCAUGGCGAAAUAUUUUGUGGUGUUGUGCUCAUUCGAUGAUCUGCUGCUCCAAUAUAUGGUGAGAGAAGGGUCCCUCCAUGUUGUGUAUGGUAGACUGCAUUAGUGGGAUGAACUGCGUUGAGAGUUAGUCAGCAUGAUCCAUGCAGCCUGCUUUGUGUGCAUCUCCUCAUUUCUAUGUUUACAUCGUGAAUUUCCUGUACUCUUUUUUUUUAGGAACUGCACAUAUUUCCAUCUGUUACUGAACAUAACUCUGAAAGGUGGGACUACAUUUACUGCAACAUGCAGUGCCCAGAGUACAGUGUUGACCAUGAGGUCACAGAAGCUGUAGACGUUAGUGACAGAAUACUGUAAGCAGUGUAAAGCAGGCUUCACCUAACAAUCGAGUGUAACGAUGUGAAGCCGGCUUGCAGAAUGCAGCCAAAAACAAUGGCGGUAAUGUGAAGUGGGCUUCACCUAACUCUUCUCUUCAGUACUAUUCGAAAAAUAUUCGAAAAUUUUGAAUACUGAAAAUGGGUUGCAAAGAGCAUUCGAAUAGCAUCAGAUAUUCGAAAUUUUGAAUAUUUGCACAGCUCUACUUAAAACUGGAUCUUGAAACUAUUUUGCAGUACAUGUGAGCACCGUCGGAGAUAUAAGCACGUCUGAAGCACCCGUGAUAGUCUCAAGCACAGAGGGAAGUAUGCCUGCUAACUUUCUGGCUCUACACAAACAUGCUGAGCAUGUCCGCAGCCAAUAGCACCAUGUACAUGAUAUUUUUAGGUGUCUCCUUCUCAGGUAGCUUGCUCAUUUUUAAAUACACUUGAUUCCCAUUUUGUGUUUGUGCACAAUUUUCUACUUUCAGCUCAUUUAUUUAUAGCACAUCUUCAUCCUCUUUCAGAGCAAUCCGAAUCAGAACAAUAAAUUAUCAAGUACUUCA
Ornithodoros turicata is the source of this 3987-nucleotide messenger RNA. It is a transcript of the gene in, whose product is annotated as protein inturned-like. NCBI's taxonomy places the organism in Eukaryota, Metazoa, Arthropoda, Arachnida, Ixodida, Argasidae. The record is from RefSeq and is a predicted model, not a curated record. Gene Ontology annotation, molecular function: protein binding. Bases 108 to 2741 code for a protein of 877 amino acids. Gene Ontology annotation, cellular component: cilium; cytoplasm. Gene Ontology annotation, biological process: vesicle-mediated transport; nervous system development; establishment of planar polarity. The transcript has a single exon.